Messenger RNA from Priapulus caudatus, 1091 nucleotides. RefSeq names its product carbohydrate sulfotransferase 14-like. Lineage: Eukaryota; Metazoa; Priapulida; Priapulimorpha; Priapulimorphida; Priapulidae. Gene Ontology annotation, cellular component: membrane. The record is from RefSeq and is a predicted model, not a curated record. Gene Ontology annotation, molecular function: sulfotransferase activity. The transcript has a single exon. Gene Ontology annotation, biological process: carbohydrate biosynthetic process. The annotation marks the transcript as partial.
ACCACAAAGAGAGGAAGGUUAGAGAGAGCGCGGCGUAACGAUGGAACGUCACAACCUAACAAUGGCUCUACCCCACAUCGCCAAUGUCCAUUGCAGACGAAUCCGCUAGGUGGCGCCAUCUCUCGCGAGGCGACGCUGCAGGCGGUGAAGGAAAGAAAGCGACGAGUGCGGCGCGUCUGUGAUAAAUACGGUAACGGCGUCGUCGACGCCGGCGGCGCUCUACGCGACGCCGACGUGUUGCUACGCUACGUCAACAACGUCUACGUCAACGACGAACUUCGUCUGCUCUACUGCAGCAUCCCGAAGAUCGGCUCGACCAAUUGGAAAAGAGUUCUACUGGCGCUGCGAUCGAACGCGGCCGUCGAUCCGGCGUCUAUCGAUAAGGAGCUCGCGCACAAGAGAUCGAACGUGACCACUCUGUCGAAGCUCGGCUCCGCAGCGCGGCGCCGCCGGCUCAAGCACUACUACAAGUUCAUGUUCAUUCGCGACCCGUACGAGCGCCUCCUAUCGGCCUACAUGGACAAAUUCGGGCAACCGAAUCCGUACUUCCAGAAAACCUACGGGAAGACGAUCAUCCGGCGGUACCGACAUAACGCCACCAGGGCGGCGCUCGUGUCGGGCCGGAACGUGACCUUCGUCGAAUUCCUGACAUAUCUGUCGCGGCCGACGUCCUUCCACGACGACCCGGAGAUCCGCGCCAUCUACCGUCACUCCGGCCACAACCGACACUGGGCGCGCUACAUGGACCUCUGCAACCCGUGCUCCGUCGACUACGACUUCAUCGGCGACUACGCGAACAUCGAGGCGGAGGCGCAGAUCGUUCUGGAGGAAUCCGGACUGGCGGGAGUCGUCGAAUAUCCGACGCGCUCCGGAACGAACUACUCGCGGCCGCGUACGUCGCAGCUGGUUGCCAACAUGUACGCGAGCGUGCCGGAUGCUCUGCUGCGUGUGAUCGAACAGAUCUAUGCUAUCGAUUUCGAGCUGUUCGGCUUCGAUUUCAUGAGGUCGAGAAAAAAGCAGUAAUAAUAGUAGUAGUAGUGGUAGUAGCAGUAGCAGCAGCAGCAGUAGUAGUAGCAGCAGCAGUAGUAGUA